AUGGCAGAGGAUAAUCCCCUUCCUAUCAGAACUGUUACUUUCCACUACCUCAAAUCAAUGUUGACGACUCGCGCUGCAACUUACGCCUGCAAAGAGGUGACGCCAGAAUGUCCAGUGGAAGGAACGAUCUACGGAUAUGCCCCAAAUUAUUCCACAACCGUCGAAUUCUGUGUCAUAUUCUUCAUUUGCUGUCUGGUCCAGCUAGCCCAGAUGAUUAGAUGGCGUCUAUGGUCGUUCAGCAUUUCUGUCAUUCUCGGGGCGUUAACCGAAGUGAUUGGUCGUAUACUCCUCAACCAGAACCCGUACUCAUCAAUCGGAUUCCAAAUGCAGAUUUGCACGCUGACGCUCGCACCCGCUUUCUGGUCUGCUGCUAUAUACCUGACACUGAAGCAUAAAGUGACUGUAUUGGGAUCGCAAUAUUCGCUUAUACGGGCGAAAUGGUAUCCCUAUAUAUUUGUCACCUGUGAUAUCAUCUCUCUGGUUCUUCAAGGUGCUGGCGGUGGCAUUUCAGCUACAGCCAAGACAGCUAGCAAGAUCGACAUGGGCAGCGAUAUCAUGAUGGCUGGGAUUGUCUGGCAGGUGAUCACUCUGACGGUCUUUGGAUUGGGGUCAGCCCACUUCCUUUUGCGCAUCAAAGGUGCCCCGAAAGAGGAGUUGACUUUUGAGGCUCAGAGGGUUUGGAAAAGUCAGAAGUUUUGGUCGUUCUUCUGGGGCAUUGCUAUUGCAUUUGCUACUACUUAUAUCCGUUGUGUCUACCGUGUUGUAGAGAUGGCCGGUGGGUGGAAGAACGACAUCAUGCAGGACGAGUUUAGCUUCACUCUUUUUGAAUCUGCCAUGUGCGUUGCGGCUGUUGUUGCACUGUGCAUUGCUCAUCCUGGGUAUCUUUUCAAAGAGAUGCGCAGAGGGCUCAAUGAGGACGGAUCUGUGCUAGACCUCAAGGACCUAGAGCAUAGAGAGAAAGAAUUCUUUUGA
This is a messenger RNA of Penicillium arizonense, 972 nucleotides long. Its product is annotated as RTA1 domain-containing protein. Bases 1 to 972 code for a protein of 323 amino acids. The record is from RefSeq and is a predicted model, not a curated record. Gene Ontology annotation, cellular component: plasma membrane; fungal-type vacuole. NCBI's taxonomy places the organism in Eukaryota, Fungi, Ascomycota, Eurotiomycetes, Eurotiales, Aspergillaceae. The transcript has 4 exons.